GCCCAGGUGUCUAUCUUUGGUCGAUGAGAGGGAAUUCUUAGAAAGGGACCAUGGACUCACAGACCCCUCCUCCCACCUUUUACUGAUCCCGUUAUUUGUUUCAGGUUCUGGAGGGUGACUGCGUUACGGUAUUUUAACAGGUCAGGGAGAGCCAUGCCACCUGCCUUCGCAAGGAGGGUAAGGGAGUGAAAAAAAUCUAUCCGCGCGAGUUUAUGGUUCCAGAUAAAGGAGAUAUGUGAGUGGAGUUUUUUUUUUUUAAAGAAGGGUCUUGGGAUCCGGGAAGGAAUCGUUCAUAAGUGGUGUAAAGGUAUUAGGAGAGCCAUCAUCUUCACCAGAUGUGCUCUGUUGUGGAGAGAAAGGGGCACGAGUAAGGUGACACUUUUCUGUAGCAAAGAGGGGACAUUCUACUUGAAGAGUGAUGUUAGAGAAGAGGGGAUUGUCACUCCCAGGCAUUUGAUGUGGAUUGGGCACCACUUCAACGGGGCAUCAAACCCUCUGGGGAUUUCAGUGAGGUAGGGAACAGGGGCGUUAGUUCCAAUUUAGCGGCGUUUUGCUUGUACCCCGACGAUCUCCCGUACCUCCCCCCACCAGAGCCAGAAGGGCGGGGAUUGAAGUCUCCGGAUCUUUAAAGGUGAUGAGGCCAUCAUCGGCGUACAGGUAAAUUGUAUUCUCCACUGCUCCACAAUUUACCCCUGAGAUCUGUUCUGGAUACCCACAUUGAAGGGCUCCAAGGCCAGGGUAAAUAAUAGUGGAAGGAAGGGGGAACCCUGCCUUACGGCUCUGCUUUAGCUGACAAAUUGGGGAUGCCAAGCCAUUCGUGAACAGCAUAUCUGAUGGGUUAGCAUGUAAUAGUCUGUAUAUGUCAGUGAAUGAAGAAGGGAUGCCACAUUUAUCCAUAACCCGGAAUAGGAAGGUCCUCUCCACCCUGUCAAAAGCCUUUUCACCAUCUCGGCCGGUAAGGGCAAAGACAGCUAGAUUGUCAUUUGUGGGUAUUUCUACUUUGUUGACCAGGGCCUUCACGUUGUUGGCCAAGUCUCUGUUCCUGAGUAGUCCCGUCUGCGCUUCGCUAAUGGUCAUCGGAAAGGCCCUUUAUAUUAAAUUUACGAGGAUCUUGGAGAGGAGUUUAUAGUCCCUGUUAAAAAGUGAGAUGAGGUUGUAGUAACCUAUUACCUCUGCUGGAGUGUCCCGUUUAUACGAGGCGGAGAUCCUGGCUUCAUUCAUGGUUCAAUCGAGAUUUAAAAGUGCAUGUGGGAGGAAACUGGAUCACUCAGAGAUAACUCACACGUGCGCAGGAGCAACACUCUAACCCAUACAGAUGAAAGAGAUGGGAGUCCACAAUUUCUGUACUGAAUUCUCUUCGAAAGCAACGGUAGGGACCUUGACGGGGACAAGAAAGGAGUUUCACAACAACAAUCACAUCACAUUCCAAGCUGACGCCUGCUUAACUUUUCCCAGAAUUGGAACAGAUCCCGUGCAUUCCAGGUGAUUUUUUUUAAAUGGUGAAGUAUGGUUAAAAACCACCAUGACUUGCGUGGCAUGAAGAGGAUUUCAUCCAGUCGUGAAUUGACAAAGGGUUGUAAUGAUUACUCAAUUUUACAAAGCAAUAUUUAACAACAAAAAAUGCUUUCUUUAACUAUUAUGAUUUAUGAUCAAUAGCAUUUCAGGGUAACGCAUUUGGUUGCAUAUGAAUGCAAAGUGAAUUAUCACUGAAUGGCUUGGUUUUCCAGAUUGUAACGCGGCCAUAUACCACGAUCGUCCCUUUGCUGAGUUUAACAGCCAAUCGCAACAUGUAAAGUAAAACUUUAUAAACAGAUUCGGUCAUUUGUGUGAACCAGUCAUUAAUCAUAGCUGUAUUCAUUCUGAAUUUUGAAAACAUUGAUUAAACCCCAAAAUCACUCCCAAUGUGCCUAUGACCAAUUAACCGAGAAUGCAUCCAACUCAUAACUUCUUGGAAACGAACGAAGCAGUGGUGAGCUUGGGAUAGUGCUUGGAUGGGUGACCACCGCACACAAAACAGAUGGGAAGGGCUGCGGUGGGGCUACCUUGCCUGCAGAGCGCAGUGCAGAAAAAGACAAGGUUGUACAAUCGUCUGCUUCAACGCCUAAACUCUCUGCCCUCCCACAACCCGUGCUGACCAGUUGGUCAGCGAGGUCAAAUAACUCAACGGUGACUCACAAGGUGUGGGAAAGGCCCUCAUCCAGCAGUGGAAUGCAAACAGCGGCUGAGAGUGCGCCUAAUUAAUCAACCUUCGAUCGCGUUAAAAAAGUCAGCUGAUGUGAAAUAUUCGUGGCAACCGCAGUGAUUUUCAUCCUAAUUGGCUGAGCGCCAACACGCCUGACUGCAGAGUAUUCCCUUGCAAUUUGAAGUCGCCUGGCCACAAACCCUCCAUGUGAACGUUCGUAAUGAGACACACGUGACCACGGAACCACGAGAGCGUUAUUGAACACGUGAUAACCAAACGUAUAAAAGAGGGGGUUCUCGCGCGGCGCACUGAGCUCUCUGCUGCGGACAUCUAGGCACCACGGUGAGUUUAUACACUGGGGCUUGGGCGGGUGUUUCAUUAGCACUCUGUGUCACACUCGCUCGCCUCCUAAGCUAAACGUUACAGAUUCUGGAAUUAAAUUUGCGUUUUUACGUUGAAAUAAAAUGCGGCGUCACGGCUAGAAAAUGCGUCUCAAAAUAACGUCUGAUUUUACGUGAAAUUUACCAUAUUACUUAUGAAAAAAUAUUCGUAAUAUGCUUAAUUAUGGAAAAUGCCAGAAACUCACUUUGAGAAAUGCAUGUUCAAUGCAUUAUUGUCCAUGUCAUCAGAUUUGAAUAAGCGCUUCAUGUUUUUGGUUUGUGAAAUUCAACGCCGUGAGGCCUUAGCAAGUAGAAGGCAAAACCAUUUGGAUUGGCAAAGUGUCUGCAUGAGACUACAUAUCAAAAUCCUGACGGUGAGUGAAUUGACUUGAAUACAAUUGAGGUACACACACCCGUACUCGGCAUAAUCCUCAUCAUUAGUAAUGAUCCAUGCACUGCUGAAUGAAAGACUUUGCAAGCCGUUUUCAAAUCUAACAGUCUGAUGUCGAAAUUAAUUUAGCUCUUACACCUGAGCCAAUUUGCAUCAAUCCAUCUUUUCAGUGAACAUGACGUCUGUAGAAAGGGACCAUGGACUCACAGAUCCCUCCUCCAAGCGUUAUGCAGUCCAAGCGUGCCUCUAUCUCGCUGUGAUACCGAGCAAACACCUCCUUGCUUUGUUUCCCAUCCAUGUCUUGCUCCGUUGCUUAUCAGUAAUGAUUUAGUUUUCCAUGAGCACCCCAAACCUUUGCUUGCUCUCGUCCCCCACUUUAUUUAAUCGUUUUGAUUCCAAUUUGCCUUCAUUACCUGAACAAGGCUUAUAUACCGUGAUGUCUUUUAACUCUAGAGGGCAUUUGGCCUACUCUUCCAAACUAAUCGGGCAGGAGUACCCACACUUUACCCCAACAUACGCAACCUGAAAGUAUUGUAAAAAAACCCAUAGCUUUAAUUUUAAACAUCCCUGCCAUCUCCGUUUUCUAAUAUAUAAUUCCAUCACCAGUUGUCGUUAGGCGUCGGCAAUGGAGAACGGCAGCUCGGCGUUCUACCUCUCCACGUUCGAAGCCUCGUACUCAGUGCAGAUGGUCAUCUUUGGCCUCUGCCUGCCGCUCUAUGCGGCCACAGUUGUAGCUAACCUGCUGGUCUUCGUGGCGGUGCUCGUGUGCCCGGAGCUGCACAAGCCCAUGUACUUGUUCCUGGGAAACAUGGCGGUGGCCGACAUCGUCGGCUGCACGAGCUCCUUGCCCAAGCAGCUCCAAAUCCUGCUGACGGGCGACACCGAAAUCCUGUACGAGUCUUGCCUCGUGCAGAUGUUUUCCAUACACGUGUUCUGUAACGUCGAGGUUCUGACGCUAUCGGUCAUGGCUUUUGACCGUUAUGUGGCCAUCUGUCACCCGCUGCGCUACCACACCAUCGUCACAGCCAAAAAGACGCUCGGAGUGCUGCUGCUGAUGUGGACGGUCACCUCGGCGGUAUAUGGGGCCCUCACAUUCCUCGCCGCGCAGCUAAAAUUCGGCGAUAACCGGAAAAUCCAAGGGAUUUUGUGUGAUAACAUGGGAAUGAUUUUGUUGGCUGAAUCGAACACCAAUGUUAAUUUUGCAUACGGCUCGAUACUCAUGGUGAUCCACUUUAUCUUCACACUUGUUUUCAUAAGCUUCAGCUACUUAAAUAUAUUUAUUGAGUGUCGCAUUAAACGAUCUACUGAGAUUACUAAGCACGGUUUGAACACUUUGCUGACACACUUCUUAGCGCUGUCUCUCUUUUUCUUUGCGAUUUUUGUUUCCGCCAUAACGCCUCGUUUCAUCAAAGAUUUCAACACCCCCGCUCUGCGAAACAUGAGGUGCAUUUUCCAGUUCGGUGCGUGUAUUGUGCCGAUGACGAAUGUGCUGAUCUACUGUUUACGCACCAAGCAGCUAAGGAAAGGAAUGAGGAUGUGUUGUAAAAAUGCAUUCUUUGGUACACUUUUUCCACCAUUUUCAAAAGUCUCAAAUGUAAGUUAAAUUCAGUUUUCAAGAGAAACCGACCAUAGGACUCCAAACAUAUGAACCGGAAAACUUCCAUUGUUAGAAUGUUAUUUAGCAAGCUACUGUAAUCAUUUAUCCUUAAGCUUAACUUUUUUUUAUGAAAAAAUACACAUCAGUGGCAAGUUAUACGAGAGCUCAUCUCUCACCCUCCAUGCCCCCACCUCUGCCAACGUGCACUGACCAGAAUGGUCAAGUAUGGUCAAAAGAUCCAAUGAUCUACAGUGUGGGAAGGCUUUCAUUCACUGAUUUUUUUGAGAUUGCUUGGAAUGUUUACACAAAUAUCACGCACAUGUCCUUUGCAAUACGUACGUAAGGAACCACUGCUUAAGUGUAACAUUGAGUGCAAUGUGUGACCGUGCAUUAUGGUGUUCAGUUAAACAAUACCCUAUGCAUGCUGAUACAUUUACUAUAAAUGCGUUCAAUUGUUUAAAAAAAAAGCUUUUUAGUUGGCUUAGUUUUGAGCUGCAUUUGUUAACAAUUGAUUUUUGAGUACAGGCAGAGCUCGCUGAACGUCGGGGUUACAUUCUUGGAAAAUGCCGUGUUAGCAAAAAUGCGUUCGAUAAAUAAUAGACGUUACAGGGAAAAUCGAGUUGUGUUCCUUGGUUCGAAAUGAUCACUCCCUCUUUGUCUAUAUAAAAGCAAAUGCUCCUGUAUGUCUCUUACAGCGAAUCAUCUGCUUAACGCGGGAGUUUAUGUCCAGAAAAUUGCCACGAAGUGAAUUCGCGUUAAGCGGGGGUAGUUUCCCCAUAAAGAAUCAUUGUGAAGGUGGGGGUGCCAUUCCAGCCCGUAAUAUUAUCACUUUUCAUUUAACAGUUCAGUCCACCGUGUGACAUGUUUCUUUUGAAAAUGUAUCGUGUAUACUUAAUACAUCUAUGAAUAUGCUGUGUUUGAGAUUCAUUUAUUUAAAUAUGAAGUGUGUGAGAGAGAAAUGUGGUGAGUGAAACAAAAAUAAGGGAGCGAGACGACUCUACACACACAAAGAUGAUGGAACAAUGACUGAGGACGAAGAGGACGGCACGACGUGCAUCACAGACCGCAUCGCUGCAGUACCAGUAGCCAACGCUGCCAACACUCACACUGCUCAAAAAAAGUAGUCCAUCGCA
Molecule: messenger RNA, 5683 nt
Organism: Petromyzon marinus (sea lamprey)
Lineage: Eukaryota; Metazoa; Chordata; Hyperoartia; Petromyzontiformes; Petromyzontidae
Source: RefSeq, a predicted model, not a curated record